Molecule: messenger RNA, 1070 nt
Organism: Rubroshorea leprosula
Lineage: Eukaryota; Viridiplantae; Streptophyta; Magnoliopsida; Malvales; Dipterocarpaceae
Source: the annotation of a GenBank genome assembly
AAUUGAAUUGGGAUGGAGAGCGGUUUGAGUUACCAUGAGUUGCGAAAGACAUGAACGGCGUUAUAGCAGUUAAGAUCGGCGUUUGGAUCUAUAAAUAGCCAACACGGAAUCUGCUUAAACAUUUGCUUUGGUUUUGAGGGAGAGGUUGUAGAUUGCUGCUUCUCUCCAUUCACACAACAACAGCUCCUCUUUCCUCAGGCGUCAAACAUGGGGCUGUCUUUCACAAAGCUUUUCAGCCGUCUCUUUGCAAAGAAAGAGAUGCGUAUAUUGAUGGUGGGUCUUGAUGCUGCUGGUAAAACUACAAUUCUGUACAAGUUGAAGCUGGGAGAGAUUGUCACCACUAUUCCUACCAUUGGUUUCAACGUGGAGACUGUUGAAUAUAAGAACAUUAGCUUUACCGUCUGGGAUGUUGGUGGCCAGGACAAGAUCCGACCUCUGUGGAGACACUACUUCCAAAACACACAAGGUCUUAUUUUCGUGGUUGAUAGCAAUGACAGAGAUCGUGUGGUUGAAGCUAGGGAUGAGUUGCACCGAAUGUUGAAUGAGGAUGAGUUGAGGGAGGCUGUUCUGCUAGUAUUUGCAAACAAGCAAGAUCUUCCAAAUGCAAUGAAUGCUGCUGAGAUAACUGACAAACUUGGCCUUCAUUCCCUCCGCCAGCGCCACUGGUAUAUCCAGAGCACAUGUGCCACUUCAGGUGAAGGGCUGUACGAGGGACUUGACUGGCUCUCAAACAACAUUGCAAGCAAGUCAUAGAUGGCACAUUGGAGUUUCUAGCCUCAAGCAGUUCAGGCUCCUUUCAGAGUUCUGGAUUUCAAACAUGGUCCAAGCGUUUCUUCUGUCUUAGUGAAUUUCUUGUUUCUUGCAAACAUUGCCAUUUGUUAUUUGUAGCUUCAGAAUAAUUGAAAAUGUUUCAUUUUUUCCCUCGUGUCACAGUAGCUGCAAUUGUCCUAUUCCAGUGUUUUUUAUAUUUCUAUCGGACUGAAAACCGAUGGCUAUUUUGAUUUAUCAUGUUUUUAUGUUGACAAAAUUACAUCAAAUAAAACCUUAUGUUUACAAUUUGAAUAUUACGA